Messenger RNA from Dentiscutata erythropus, 346 nucleotides. Lineage: Eukaryota; Fungi; Glomeromycota; Glomeromycetes; Diversisporales; Gigasporaceae. The record is from the annotation of a GenBank genome assembly.
AUGGAUUUCGAAAGUGAUAAAUAUUAUGGCCAAAAUGAUAAAUUAGAUGAUCAACUAACACAAAUAUCCAAAGGAAAUAUAUCAACCAAUUCAAGAUCAGAUAAUCAAUUAAUUCAAACAUCUGAAGGAAGUAUAUCAACUAAUUCAAAGAAUACAGAAAGACCAUCACCUUUGUGGCAAUAUUAUAGUUUCGACUCUAAAUAUUCUGAUAUUCCUAUUUGUGAUAAAUGUGGUCAAAAGUUCUCAUCUAAGAGUGGUAAUUCUAGUUUAGAGAGACAUCUAAAUAGUCAACAUAAUAUUAUUAUUCCAAAGAUUAAGUGCUAUCAAACAAAAUUACCUUUUGUUU